Mus musculus (house mouse) is the source of this 238-nucleotide messenger RNA. RefSeq names its product predicted gene, 51519. The record is from RefSeq and is a predicted model, not a curated record. NCBI's taxonomy places the organism in Eukaryota, Metazoa, Chordata, Mammalia, Rodentia, Muridae. Bases 13 to 234 code for a protein of 73 amino acids. The transcript has a single exon.
GCUCCAGCCACAAUGAUUGAGGUGGUUUGCAAUGACCGUCUAGGAAAGAAAGUCCGAGUGAAGUGCAACACCGAUGAUACCAUUGGUGGCUUGAAGAAACUGAUAGCGGCUCAAACUGGCACCCGCUUGAAUAAGAUCAUUCUUAAAAAGUGGUACACGAUUUAUAAGGACCACGUGUCUCUGGGAGACUAUGAAAUCCAUGAUGGGAUGAACCUGGAGCUUUAUUACCAGUAGAGCG